AGAGACUCACGAGUACGAUAAUGAAAUUGGUGUUCGCGACCGUGUAGAUAUCAUACAGAUUCGAUUUAGUUGGGUGACGGUCAGGGAUGAAAUGAUGCACUUUUACCAAUCAAUUAUGCUUCUAAACGACGUUUCGGCGGGCCCCGCCUGGCAUCAUCAGGUUUCUUUGAUGUAGAAUGAAUAAAAAAUUUGACAUGAGAUAUUUACGGUGUUUACAAAUUUACCGAUGUACAUAAAUGUCACCGUUUAUGCUUUAAUCUGAUUAUUGAAACUAAAGUGAAGAGUACGAUAAUCUAUUCAAUUAAAAACCAUCAUAGCCAGUAUAAAACACGACGUAAAAACGAUCGAGGAAUUUGCUAAGACGUCGUUGAGAAAAUAUUCCGGGAGUAACCUAAUCGAAUGUAUCACGUGUACCUUCACAGGCCUGCAGUGUGCGCGUAUACGUUAGAUGAAUGAAAAUCAGUGCGUUUUAAGUUAAUUACGGACAAUUAAAUUAGCAGUUGAUACACGCGUAUGGAUGUGUGCACGUGUGAUACAUACAUACACGUACAGAGACCGAAUGGGGGUAGUUUGAUUGGGCCAAUUCGAGGCAAUUCCUGACGAUUGCUGGAUUUGUCCAGCCCAUCUCGAAGAGCUCGUGUCAGUUCAACUCUACCAGUCGGCGGACAUGGAGCCGAAGAACCGAUCGCGAUAUCAAUGUUUCCGAUUUCCGUGCGCACGAGUAGAACGCGAAUUGUAUCUGCGUGAAAACGCGGUUCCAGGACUUCCGAGCCGGGUGAUCAAGGAUGGAUCCGCGCACCACGUUCGAUUCAGUGAUUACGCCCCAAUUCCUGCCACCGAUACCUAGACGCGUGGUUUUCACGAUACAAAGAGAACGAGAGAAAAAACGAGCGAGAGAGGAGAGAGAGGAGAGAGAGAGAGAGAAAGGUGGCGGGGAGGCGGUUUUCACACACGCACAAGAACGCGCGUCACAAGGUGGUGGGGAGCGACGAGAGAGGAUUCGAAAAAUCGUGCCGAUAGGAAACCGCGUGCUCCGCGUCCUCUUCGCGGCUUCCUCAUCCCGUCUCUUUCGGUGUGGGCUGCAAAUGGAGCCGCGGCGAGGAUCCUCGAUGGCGGAGAACCGCGCACGAAAACCUGCGUGAAUGUGAGCGUGAGCAUCGCAGAGCGAAUACGCGGUCCAGGCGAGUGCGGCGGACCCGUAUGAUCCGGUGCGUCUGUGUCGGCAGCUGCCGAGCUCGACGACGGAUGGGCGCGGAGGUUUGCCCUGACCGCAUUGGUUGCAACGGGGGUGUAAGGGGCGGGGCUGCUCGGAUUGGUUAAAAUAUAAAUGUGUGUAAGUGUGAUGUGAGAGGCUCAGUGUUACUCCCGUUGGUAGGCGAAGUAAGUGUUAUCGAGGCAACCGACUCCGGCAGACUGCAGAGUCUGAACGAGUUCAGUCGGGCAUCAAGGCCCGGUACAACUAGUUCAGUUCGUUAACUUUGGUUAAAACUAAUCAAAAUUAAUCAUAACCGCAACAAUUGAUCGCAAUUGGUCCAGAUUCCAUUACGUUGUGUCGUUGGCAAUCAUCCACAUUUUUGCAUAAUUGCUUUUAACUCAGUUUUAUUUAUGCGGUGCAGCGCGACUUCUGCCGGCUGAAAUCUGAAAAAUCGUUGAAGCCGAUAUACCGACUCGCGUUAUCUCACCCUCCGAUCGAGGGCGUGUUGGGCAAAAAUUGCUUCCGAAUACUCCUACGGCAUGGAAGGUGGCCCGUUCGACGACCCCUUGUUCUCGGAGUUUGGGGCCCGCGGUGCCGGCGGAAGUGUUCACAGCAUCCAAGUGAUGCUGGGCCUUCACGGCGGGCAUCACGGCGGCGAUCUCCUGCCGCCCGGGGGCCCUCUUCACAAGUUGGAUUCGUCGAACAGCCCGCCAACGCAUCACCACCCUCACGUCGGGGUCAGUCAUCAGUUGCACCAGCAGCAACAGAAGGAACUUAAGGAGCUGGAGCUCGCGGGAAUGUACGCGCCGCAGCUAGCCCAGGCCCAGGAAGUUACCACUUCCACGUCUUCGUCGGCGACGCCAACCUCGACGAACCUUCAGCAGGGACUGCAGCUCAACAAUUCCGUCAAGAGGAAAUCGGACGACUCUAUGAACUCCAUGGCUCCAGUGAGCAGUGAUUCACAGCCAGUGAAGAAGGACUCGAAGAAGAAGACGGACAACAAUGGCAUCAAGAAGAAAAAAACUAGGACAACAUUCACCGCUUAUCAGCUGGAGGAACUGGAGCGAGCUUUCGAGCGAGCGCCGUAUCCCGACGUGUUCGCGCGGGAAGAACUCGCCCUGAAGUUGUCGCUGAGCGAGUCCCGGGUGCAGGUCUGGUUCCAGAACAGACGAGCCAAGUGGCGGAAGCGCGAACCGCCGCGAAAAACGGCAAGCUACAUGACAGCGGGUUCGGCGAGCCCGGGGCUGAGCGGCUCGUUCACUUCCCUGAACAACAGCUUGAACCCCUUCACGUCGUCGGCGAGCGCCGCGGCGCCUCCCGACGCCUGGGCUUACACGCCGGCCUACGACUUGUCGCCGCAUCUGAAUCUCCUGAGCCCCUCGAACUCGCCGUACGCUUCCUCGGCGUUCGGGGGACCGAGCAACAACGGCUCGGCAUAUUCUUACACGACGAUGAUACCGCAGCACGACGCGUCCCUCUUCUCCGCGCCGCCGAACAACACGAUGCGCGUUCACCAGGACUACAUGAACGCGAACAACAGUUCGCCCCCGCAGCUUUCCCGCGCCGACUAUCAGACGAUGGUCAACAACCACUCGCCUCCCACUCACUUGACCGGCUCCAUGUCCGAGGACGAGCACCAGAGCAAGCAGCUUGAGUACGUCAGCGGGCUCAGCCCGCCCGAAAAGUACCAGCACGAUCAGGGCGACUACGUUCAGCAGCAGCAGCAGUCUCAGGACCAGAAGCAGGAGUACAACAUGCAUUCGCCCCCCGGUCGCCAGGGCAUCAAGGACCAAGUUCUCGUCAAGAACGAACCCGGCAACCAGCAGAGCUACGUUCAGCUACCUCCUUUUUUGAACUGACUCGAACCCUUGGGUUCGGGUUCGAGUCCAGAUUUAAUCACUAAUUUUCAAGAUGAUUAUACACACUCGUUCGAUGGUUAUUACAACUGACGCGGUCACGGGGUAUAUCGUACGCGUAGGAAAAUUUCAGAGAUAUUUUACUCUGAAGGUUGAUGAACAACUCGGUCGUUUGUUUUAAAAAAUACCUUUUAUACGCCACGAUGCAAUUUUGCUUAUUGAAACUUUUUUGAAGUAGUAGGUAAACGGCAACAUGCUGAAACGUUAUUUCGGUAUAAAAGUGAAAAGAUUUUCUGGCAAAAUUUAAUAGGUAUACUUUUAGAUAGUGGAGUAAGAUCGAUCUGAAACAGUGGUCUGAACCUUGCGGAGAAUAUUAGCAUUUUGAUGAAAAAUAUCUGACAUUCUUUUUCAUUAAUUUUCAUUUCUUCGAACGGCAUACUUGGGUUGUUGGAAACUUUUCUUGAAAGCCUGUAAAACAUGACUCUUCAGAGCUGAUUAGAAAACUUGCCAUAAUGGUUUACUUGUAAUACUAUAAAUUGAAUAUUCAUAACACCCGUAUAGAAGUUUUUGGAGACAAAUUUUAUAUAAAAAAAAAAAAUUCGUAGCAUUUCAAAGACGUUCGUUUCUAAACGUUAUUUGAAGCAUGCCGAUUCGUUCAAACGUACCCAUUUCAAUUGUAAAUAUUCUCUCAAAUUUGUAAAAAUGUUUUCCUGGACCUUUUCAUCAAACCUUUUACUUCAUGCAACGUCGCAAAUAAGAAUAUCUCCAAAUUAUGAAAAUCCUCGAAACGGAUAGGAAAUUAAUAUAUAAGCUAAUCGGAUAUUCAGCUUCCCCUGUGAGUUUCUUUCGCUUCCCUUGCAUGACAGCAAAUUCUGACCGAUAACGUUGGUCGGUAAAUCGUCGUAAAAAUGUUCAUUUAUGUUGUUUCGUAUCCGGUUCUUCUUAUCCGAGCGGGGUACCCGAAACCUUCAAGUGUCUUCAACGCCAGUGCCUUCUUUCGAUAUUAGGAUCUCGGUUUGAGUAGUAAAUACCUGUAAGUAUAAGGGCCAAAUAUUCUAAGCCCAAUGAGUAUAAGCUCGUGUCAUUAAAAAGUUUACGUUACUGUGUAUGGAUAUACUUAUUGUUAGUCAACUAAAAUUUAAAUUCUGCAUCUAUACACGGAGAUUUACAGGAAGUGCUAUUCGUAUGCGGCUUUCAAAUGAUUGAAACGAAAGUGUAAUCAGUAAUUGGUCUACGGACGUCGUUGGCUAUGAUUUUCUUUUUUCUCUUUUUUUCUACAUCAAUAUUAUUAUUAAAGCGCUCGUUAUAGUCAAUCGCACCAAAAGAUAUAGUUAAGAGUAUUAGCUGCGUAGUAGAUUCUUGCCAUUAUGGAAAUAACUGAUUACCGGCAAAUGUCGUCUCCUAUUAUUCCUAACAGUAUUUAUUGACUUGACGGUGUUUCACCACUUUGCAAUAAUACCAGGAAUAUUUGAAUCGUUUUAAGCAACUAACGAGCUAAUUCACGUAUAAGUAUACAUAUAUGCAUAUUGUUGAAUGUAAUCAUUUAUAAUAAAAUACCUCGUCUGAGA
Messenger RNA from Neodiprion fabricii, 4619 nucleotides. It is a transcript of the gene repo, whose product is annotated as retinal homeobox protein Rx-B. The transcript is spliced from 3 exons. Gene Ontology annotation, molecular function: DNA-binding transcription factor activity, RNA polymerase II-specific; RNA polymerase II transcription regulatory region sequence-specific DNA binding. The record is from RefSeq and is a predicted model, not a curated record. Gene Ontology annotation, biological process: regulation of transcription by RNA polymerase II. The coding region runs from base 1735 to 3054 and encodes 439 amino acids. NCBI's taxonomy places the organism in Eukaryota, Metazoa, Arthropoda, Insecta, Hymenoptera, Diprionidae.